Anisakis simplex (herring worm) is the source of this 747-nucleotide messenger RNA. Lineage: Eukaryota; Metazoa; Nematoda; Chromadorea; Rhabditida; Anisakidae. The record is from the annotation of a GenBank genome assembly.
AUGGAGAAUCUGAAGCAGUCUUCGAAGAGUGGAAAAACAGUGAAAGGUAGUGCGAAAAUGGAAUGCGGGCACGUUAAACGCUUCGGCGUUUCGCGCUUACUCACCUUUUCGGGUGUAGCCAUCAUAUUGAUUCUACAAACUUGUUAUGCUCAAAACGCACAAGCUCAAGGAGUUAACCUUGUUCCAUUCGGUCCGGAAGCGGGCGACCAAGAAGUACUUCCGGGCAUGCUGACCGGAGGUCAAACGAUCGACAUGCACAUGUUUUUCCCAUUUUAUGGUGGAUUAUAUAACUAUUCAGUGUUAUCUGUGAACGGUUAUAUCGCUUUCGCAACUGUGCUCGACCAAGGACCCACAAUCAACGUUGGCGUUGAAAAUACAGACUGGCCACAACAACAAGAUCCCGCAAUGAUUGCGCCAUACCUUUGUAAACAACAGAUCGACCAAAAUCCAACUCCAGGAAUGCACGCAGGUGUUUUCUACAGACUGAUGUUGCGACAGUCAUUGUUUGGACGAGGAUCUGACUCGAACAUAAACUAUGGUGGUGUAAGCGGUACGGGCAGUAUGCAUCAGUCGAGUUUCUUCUCGCAAAAACCAUGUGACGCCUGCCCAAGUACUUCGGAUGCGUACGUUCACUGUAAUCAGCAAGGCGAUUACUUCCUCGACGAAAUGAUGCGAUGGCUUCAAGGUAAACAUAAUUCUUUCGUUUCUGCAUUUCCAACUCCCUUUUCCGGCUGUUUAAAAUCUUAA